CACGGUCUCUGCGCCCCCUGCAGGCUGCAGUCUCACACUGCGUCAUAAUGGUGGCGGACGAGCGGGCGGCAGGAGACCAGUAAAGAAGGGACGACACGAUCCUGCCUCGCCUCGCUUGUUUCACAAACAUUUAAAAGACUUAAAAACGGACAUUUCUCAGCACCACAUCUGUCUCCUCUGAAGACAGAAGCAGGCACCAUGAAGCACUUCCUCAGGGUUUUGACCCAGCUCUUCGUGUUCCUUUAUUGCAAGUGUCUGUGGCGAGGCCUCAAGUUCGUGGUCCGGAAGUUCACCGGACGAUGCGAGCUGCAGCGGAUCUGCUACAACAACAAACACGGCGCCCGCAGGACGCUCAAGAUCGAGUCGUCCCUGAGAUACUCCAAAAGUGAGCUGCUGCAGUCCGCCCUCAGCACCCACCCGGACAAAGUGGAGAAAAGCAUCGAGGACAUCAUGGCUCUGAAGAAGAUCAACCCUGACACCAACCCUCAGUUGGGCAUCUCCCUGCAGGCCAGCCUGCUGCAGAUUGUGGGCUACAGGAACCUGCUGGCCGAGGUGGAGAAGCUGCGCCGAGAGCCGUACGACUGUGAGAACGCAGAACACGAGGAAAUGCUGAUGAAGCUGUGGAAGGAGCUGCGUCCUGACACCCCUCUGAGCAGCCGCAUCUCCAAACAGUGGUGCGAGAUCGGUUUCCAAGGCAGCGACCCCAAGACGGACUUCCGCGGCAUGGGCCUGCUGGGGCUCCACAACCUGCUGUACUUUGCAGAGCACGACAAGGCCACGGCUCUGCAGAUGCUGCACGACUCGCUGCAACCAAAGCACAAGAGUGCACACAGGAGGCAAAGCGAGGCAAACAAGGCUGAAUGGGAACAGCGAAACCUUGAGAAAGCCAUCGGCUAUUCUUUCGCCAUUGUGGGCAUCAACAUCACGGACCUGGCCUACUCACUCCUGGUGGGCGGAGCCCUGAAGACCCACCUGUACAACGUGGCCCCCGAAUUACCCACCCUGCUGCACUUCCAGCAGACCUUCUGUUACCUGAUGCAGGAGUUCCACAGCUUCUGGAUGGAGGAGGACCCCAGCGACAUCAUGGAGUUCAACCGGGUGCGCUCCAAGUUCCACCGGAAGAUCCUGCGGCAGCUGAAGAACCCGGACGCCGCUCUGUGCCCCCAUUUCUCCGCCUCCGACCUCCACCUGGUCAAUCUGUAAACACUCACCCUCACUGAUGGACCCACCCACCGGACGUCUGGUAGGCCCGUUAUGUACAAAAACAUGAGCUAACAGAGCUACCGUCAUCGCCGCGUCACUGCCAGCCGCUUAACACACACACACACACACACACACAAUGCAGUGUAAGACCACCAGCAUCAGAGAUGACCGCAGCGAUUGUAGCUGUCCCACCAUCACACGUUUAUCUUGCGUUAAUGAUUGUAUCACGCUACCUACGCUCAUUUUGCUUUUUCACGCGCCAAAAAUCUCGCUCUCAGCCAAAAAAAAAAAAAGUCGAUGUUUUGAUGUACUGUCAAGUAUUGUAGUUGAAUGUGGAGCGUUUACAGCAGUAGUUUAUGUCCUGAAGAUGCUCACAAGCGCGUAUCAGCAACCAUCAAGUAAAGGGACAAUACUAUAGAAAUACUUUAGAAUAGUCAGUGUACAGCUUGUAUAGCAGUAUUUAUAGCCGUCAGUGCCCACAUAGCUGGCAACGCAAGUGAGCAGCAAGAUCAUUUCUUGCGUGGUGGUGGUGGUGGUGGUAGCGUCACGGUCUGGGGCUGUACGAGUGCUGCCGGCACAGAGGGGAGCUGCACUUUACUGAGAAUGAAUGAAUGAAUUCCAAAACACAUUGUUGUCUAAAAAGUGGGCAGCAAAAUAAAUGUGUCUUGCCUAGAGUCAAGCAUGGUGGCGUUCGCAUCAUGCUCUGGGGCUGCAUGAGUGCUGCCGCCACUGAGGGGAGCAGCAGCUCAUUGAGAGAAACAAGUGAGUCCACCUCACAGUGACUGCCUUCAUCCUCUUGGGCAUCUUGGGCAUGGAAUAGAGCAGAGCUGCACAGGUUCCUCCUGGAAUCCUCAGGUGGAGCUGCUGGAGGUUGCACACUUUGCACUCCUUGCCCCACAGGUGCUCAAUUGGGUUCAGGUGUGGAGGAGACAUGACCAUCACCUUCAUCUUCCAAUUCAUGUGUUCCCUCAAUGAACCAGUGCCUGUCAGCACUCGUGCAGCCCCAGACUGUGACGCCAGCGCCACCGUGUUUGCGCAUUGAUCUUGUGUUGCGAACUAUUUCCACAAUAAAGGCUGUGUAUUGAUAGUGCAUCUAUACUGCUUACAAGCUGUACACUGACUACUCUACAGUACAUCCCAGUUCUGUAGAAAUACAGUAGUUGCUGAAAUGUGGGGCGCGUACUCGCUUUGCGGAGAUGAUGUACAGUGUAGGAUUUAUUGGAAUGGAGUGCUUCUCAUUUCUACCGUGAAUGUUUCUCACACACUCACGAUUGUUUUUAAUAUUUUGAAUCCAUCGAAUGUGACACUUUGUCAGCCAAAGCAAUAAUUCACAUUCUCUUGGCUUUUGUUUUGUUUUGUUUUUUUGCGCCAUGCGUGCCUGCCGUGCUUGUUUUUGGUGUUAUCUUUCCGUAACGUUUACAGCCCAAUGAAGGAAAAAUGUAACCUGAUGAUGGUGCUGACCAGUCAGCCAAAAAAGCAACUAAAGCAACUAAAAAGCACUAAAUACAACUAAAACUACACAAGAAUUAAAAGUAGCAAAUUGAACAAAUUGAUGAACAAAUGUAAGCUCAGCCAACAUGUACUGAAAUAAAAGGAAACUUCAUUAAAUUCAAGUCAGCUAAGAUGAAAUAAACAAGAAUCCGACCAAAUGUGACGAAGCUGAAGUGAAUAGAAGUAAAAAGCAAACUAAAGUAAACUACGUUAAAAGAACUAAAGAAGACAUUAAAGCAGGGGUGUCCAAACAUUUGAAAACGAAAGGAUGAUGCACGAUAUGCUAAGUUAUAUAGAUUUAUAUAGAUUUAUAUAGAUUAUAUAGGAAAAACUGCAUUUCAUCUUAUUAGUAUGAACUUCGUUCUUUGCUCUUCUUUUUCUCUUUUUUUUUUUAAUUUUCCAAAUAUUUCAACUUUCUUCUUCAAUAACUGUCAGGCCUUUUUUUUACAUUAUAUUAUGAAAUUAUUAUUCUUUUAAAAAAUAACAUUUUUUCUUUAAUAUUUAAUCUCUAGGCUACUAAAAUGACAUUUUUUUCCCCUCAUAUUACAAUUUUAUUCUUGUAAAAUUGUGACUUUUUUCUUUUAAAAAAACAGCUUUUUUACCUCUUAAUAUUUUGACUUUAUUCUCAUAAAAUUACAGCUGUUUUUUUCCCAUUCCUGCUGGGUUUUUUUUUUCAUUUUCCAACUAUUUCAACUUUCUUGUAAUUUUUUUAAAUUAUGACUUUAUUCCCAUAACAUUUAGAUUUUAUUCUCGUAACAUUAUAACUUUUUCUACAACCUAAUUUUUACAAAAUUACAACUUUAUUUGUUGUUUUGUUUUUCUUAAUCACGAUUUCUAAAGAAAAUAAGUUUUUUUCUUUGAUAUUUCAACUUUAUGCUACCAAAAUGUCAUAAUAUGACAUUUUCCCCGUAAAAUGACAACUUUUUCUCGUUAGAUUACCACUUUUUUCUCAAUAUUUUGACUUUAUUCAUGUAAAAUUACUGGAGAUUUUUCCAUUUUUACUGUGUUUUCUUUUCUUGUUAAAUUAUAUUUUUAAAUGUGUCACGGGCCAAUAAAAAAAAACAGUUGCGGUCCAGAAAUGGCCCCUGGGCCACACAUUGGACACCCAUGCAUUAAAUGUGAAUUUAUACAUUUAAAACCAAUUCAUUUAAGCUGAACUAAACCUUAAGUGAAUUAAAUCAAACUCAACUAAGUGAAAAAACAAACACAAUCAAACUAAAGUGAGCAAAGCUAAACUGAAUUAAAGUAAGCUGAACUGGAAAAGUUAAAGGAAAGAGAAAAGUAAAAAAAUCUCAACCAAACUGAAACAAAGCCAAAAAUAAACCAAAGUAGAUCCUAAACUGAAUCAAACUACUUCAACUAAACUAAAAACCUUCAGUUAGAAAAUGAAAGUCUUUGUCGUCAUGUUAGAUGCCACCAGCUUUAAUGCAAAGAAUCCAUUUUUUUGUUGUUGUUGCUCUGUGCUGACCAAUGAGUAUUAAAAGAAGCAUAGUUAUCUCUAAAUAUUUAUCUAUUACCUUAAAUAAAUAAUCUAUAAAUGCCAUGAACUGUCAAGAUACAGCUUCCUAUCUCAAAGCUUUGUUUUUACGCUGAAUUCAUCAACACAAUUUGCCUUUUCACUUGCAUCACACACAUUUUGUCAUUCAUGAGAUGCGGAACACGGACGUGAGAGAUGAAAACGUGUGCAUUGACUAUCCCUGCCUGUAUUGCUGAGGUUCUUUCAUCCAUCCGUGCCAAAAACAGUGCUCAGCUUUUUGCACCGUAGAUCCACAAACACACACACACACACACACACACACACACACACAUUUGUCAGUCGUUCCAAAAUAAGAGGACCAGUUAGUCCGUGUAGAUGAUUAGUCUGCAUGAUUGUAUCUUCACUCUCACCGCUUUGAUAUUCUUUAGUGAAGCCCAAAGGGAAAACAAUAGCUAUUGUAAUGCUGUGCUUUAUUUGUCUGUGCUGUGCAUUUCCGACCACAAUAAAAGGUAAAAGACACACAAAACGAUUGGUUGUUUU
Dunckerocampus dactyliophorus (ringed pipefish) is the source of this 4711-nucleotide messenger RNA. RefSeq names its product ELMO/CED-12 domain containing 1 (gene elmod1). The transcript has 12 exons. Gene Ontology annotation, molecular function: GTPase activator activity. The coding region runs from base 199 to 1203 and encodes 334 amino acids. The record is from RefSeq and is a predicted model, not a curated record. NCBI's taxonomy places the organism in Eukaryota, Metazoa, Chordata, Actinopteri, Syngnathiformes, Syngnathidae.